Molecule: messenger RNA, 782 nt
Organism: Racocetra persica
Lineage: Eukaryota; Fungi; Glomeromycota; Glomeromycetes; Diversisporales; Gigasporaceae
Source: the annotation of a GenBank genome assembly
AACAACCUAAUAUUAGCGAUGACAAUUUAAGUGAGAUAAAUAAUUAUGAUGAGGCUUAUGAAGAUGUUCAUGAAAAUAUUUCAUCUCACAUUAGAAUAACAAAAAGAAGACCACUUGAAAUACUUAUGAUUCCUGAUGCUGCUUUUGAGCAAGCUUCAAAGUUGUGUAGAAUUCAAGACAAAAAAUUAGAUAAAAAUACAACAGAUCUUUCAGAACAACGUCAUAGAGAAUCGGUUAAGACAGAUUGUACUUGUUUCAUUAAUAUGUGUUGGCUAUUUAAAUCAUCAAAUUUAACUAUUACCAAAAUGAACCUUGAACAUCAUGGAUAUGAUCUUAACUCUGAAAUAAUUUGUUUCCAUACUUUAAGGCAGCUUCUUUGUGGUAAAUUCAAGGAGCAGUUAUUUUUGGACAAAGAUUUGGCUAAUGCUAUCCAACAAUUUCGAAGAAAUAAUAUAAUAGAUUCUGAAUGGGAUCCUGAAAAUGAUGCCUCAAAUCUUCUUAAAGAGUUACAAAAAAUGAAGAAAAAUGAUUCUACAUGGUUUAUAACUUAUCAUUAUAUUAAGAAUCAUCUUUAUUAUAUAUUUUGGAUGACAUCUUAUCAACAAACUCUUUAUUUAAAGUAUUACGAUAUUAUUUUAACGGACAAUACAGCAUUAAUGUCAGAUGAAACAACUUCAUCAUAUAUAUGGGUACUUAAAAAUCUUCUGGCAGCUACAAACAAUUUAUUACCAAUGACGAUAUAUUCUGAUUGUGAUACUGGAUUGGGGCCAGCAAUUGAAUCU